GCUCCGCCCCCUGGACUGCAGAGCCGGCGGAGGGCGCACGUCUUACGCAGCCGGCGGCAGCGGCGGCGCUGAGGAGACUGAGCCUGUGGCGUCCACGGGCUGGGUCCCCAGCCUGUGAAAAGAUGGCCCCACGGGCCCCGAGGGGCCUAGCCCCAGCUCUUCUCUGGGGCCUGAGCCUCUUCCUUGGUCUCCCAGGCCCGGUCUGGGUCCAGCUUUCUCCGCCUCUCAAGUCUUCUUCCCCCACUGAGCCCCAUCCAUGUCACACCUGCAGGGGACUGGUCGACAGUUUCAACAAGGGCCUGGAGAGAACCAUCCGGGAUAACUUUGGAGGUGGAAACACUGCCUGGGAGGAAGAGAAGUUGUCCAAAUACAAGGACAGUGAGACCCGCCUGGUAGAGGUGCUCGAGGGCGUGUGCAGCAAGUCAGACUUCGAGUGCCACCGCCUGCUGGAGCUGAGUGAGGAGCUGGUGGAGAGCUGGUGGUUUCACAAAUGGGCUGUAUCACAGAUCCUGUGGGAGGUUGCGGGAGAUGGCAGCACCUCUGACACUGUCUCAGCCCCCUCACCAUCCCUCCGCCUCAGGCAGCAGGAAGCCCCAGACCUCUUCCAGUGGCUCUGCUCAGAUUCCCUGAAGCUCUGCUGCCCCUCAGGAACCUUCGGGCCCUCCUGCCUUCCCUGCCCUGGGGGUGCGGAGCGGCCCUGCGGUGGCUACGGGCAGUGUGAAGGGGAAGGAACUCGAGGGGGCAGCGGGCACUGUGACUGCCAAGCCGGCUAUGGGGGUGAGGCCUGUGGCCAGUGUGGCCUCGGCUAUUUUGAGGCGGAGCGCAAUGCCAGCCAUCUGGUAUGUUCGGCUUGUUUUGGCCCCUGUGCCCGUUGCUCAGGACCUGAGGAAUCAAAUUGUUUACAGUGCAAGAAGGGCUGGGCCCUGCAUCACCUCAAGUGUGUAGACAUUGAUGAGUGUGGCACAGAGCGAGCCAGCUGUGGAGCCGACCAGUUCUGCGUGAACACGGAGGGCUCCUAUGAGUGCCGAGACUGUGCCAAGGCCUGCCUGGGCUGCAUGGGGGCAGGGCCUGGCCGCUGUAAGAAGUGUAGCCCUGGCUACCAGCAGGUGGGCUCCAAGUGUCUCGACGUGGACGAGUGUGAGACCGCAGUGUGUCCAGGAGAGAACGAGCAAUGCGAGAACACCGAGGGCAGUUACUGCUGUGUCUGUGCUGAGGGCUACAAACAGAUUGAGGGCAUCUGUGUGAAGGAGCAGAUCCCAGAGUCAGCAGGCUUCUUCUCAGAGAUGACAGAGGACGAGCUGGUGGUGCUGCAGCAGAUGUUCUUCGGUGUCAUCAUCUGUGCACUGGCCACGCUGGCCGCCAAGGGUGACUUGGUCUUCACCGCCAUCUUCAUUGGGGCUGUGGCAGCCAUGACCGGCUACUGGUUGUCAGAGCGCAGUGACCGUGUGCUGGAGGGCUUCAUCAAGGGCAGAUAAUCGCUGCCACCGCUGCAGCAUCUCCUCCUGCCCAGGCUGCCCCCAAGGUCGGGACUCUCCCACCUGGACACUUGAGGCACUUGCUUUAUUUUUGAGAGUGCGGUAAGCACCCUCUACCCACCUUAUGGAGCAGCCCAGACACCUGGGCCUGGGCAGGUGAGGCCCUUGGGUGAAAAAGUAGCCCUAUAGGUGGGUGCCAUGAGAUCUUGGCCUAGGGGCACUGGUCAGGCUUCACAGUGUUGUGAAUUUUUUUAAGAAGUGUAUCCUCGUUUUGGCUGCUAGUGAGCUUUGGCCCCUGCCCAAGAUGAUGGGGGAGUGUCCCUUCACAACCCCCUCCUGCCAGCUGCAUGCUGUCAGCUCCUGUUCUGUCCUCACCCCCUUGCCCCUCAGCCACUGAUUUAUUUAUUCAUCUCAGGAAAUAAAGAAAGGUCUUGGAAAAUGGA
Molecule: messenger RNA, 1918 nt
Organism: Kogia breviceps (pygmy sperm whale)
Lineage: Eukaryota; Metazoa; Chordata; Mammalia; Artiodactyla; Physeteridae
Source: RefSeq, a predicted model, not a curated record